Pteropus alecto (black flying fox) is the source of this 3577-nucleotide messenger RNA. It is a transcript of the gene GULP1, whose product is annotated as GULP, engulfment adaptor PTB domain containing 1. The record is from RefSeq and is a predicted model, not a curated record. The transcript is spliced from 14 exons. NCBI's taxonomy places the organism in Eukaryota, Metazoa, Chordata, Mammalia, Chiroptera, Pteropodidae. The coding region runs from base 868 to 1863 and encodes 331 amino acids.
AGAUACCAGGCCAUAGUAAACGACUAUCAGAGAUUGAAGAAAGUCAGCGAGCUUGAACACUGGCGUCCGGUGUGGAAGUGUCCUAGGAGACCGCCAGAAGUGCGCCAGCCGGAGUCUGGGAGAGUUGCCUUCUGGCCGAGAGGGGGAGCCCCGCUUUCCCAGCGGGGAGCGAUCCGGAGUCCCGAGCCUCCAGCCCUAGCCGCCACCAGCGCCAGUUUUGGCUCCAGCCGAUUAGGAAGAGGAAGAAGAGAGAAACGAGGGCGAAGAGAGAGGGGUCCGGAGUCAGAGGGUCCCAAGUCCAGCACCACAUUGACGUACAGAAACUUUCCCCAUCCGCCACGGAAACGUCGCCGCGGCUGUGCUGGAGAGGAGAUCUCCCGGCUCUGAGGACACCGCAGUUCUCCACGCCCCUGCCCCAAGCCUGACCCGACUGCAUCAGUCAGUAAGGUACCGAGAGACUGCGAUCUGUCUGGGGUCUUCCUUGGCUACCAGCCCAGCUUUCCGCCAGGUAUAUGUGAUUCCAUCUGAUGAUAUACGUAGGAGAGAAAGGGAUUGAAAGAGAACUUGGAUGGCAACUGUAUGAUUGAAACUAUUCAAAGUCAAGUAUCCAUAUUCUUUCAAUUAUAUUUGAACCUACCCAGGAAACCUACACAGAGGAGGAGACUGUGUGAAGACGAAGGCAAGGAGUAGAAUCAUAAGUCAAAGAUCACCUGGAAACAGAGGAAACUGGAAGAAGUAAGGGACAAAAUUUCCCUCAGAGCCUUCAGAGGAAAUGUGGCCUUUAUGACACCUUGAUUUCAAACUUCUGACCUCUGGAACUGAUAUAAAACGUGAUUGAAUUGAACAUUUAUUUGGCUGAUUCUCAUCAUGAACCGUGCUUUUAGCAGAAAGAAAGACAAAACAUGGAUGCAUACGCCUGAAGCUUUAUCAAAACAUUACAUUCCCUAUAAUGCAAAGUUUCUUGGCAGUACGGAAGUGGAGCAGCCCAAAGGAACAGAAGUUGUGAGGGAUGCUGUAAGGAAACUAAAGUUUGCAAGGCAUAUCAAGAAAUCUGAAGGCCAGAAAAUUCCUAAAGUUGAGUUGCAGAUAUCAAUUUAUGGAGUAAAAAUUCUAGAACCCAAAACAAAGGAAGUCCAACACAAUUGCCAGCUUCAUAGAAUAUCAUUUUGUGCAGAUGAUAAAACUGACAAGAGGAUAUUCACUUUCAUAUGCAAAGAUUCUGAGUCAAAUAAACAUUUGUGCUAUGUAUUUGACAGCGAAAAGUGUGCUGAAGAGAUAACUUUAACAAUCGGCCAAGCAUUUGACCUGGCAUACAGGAAAUUUCUAGAAUCUGGAGGAAAAGAUGUUGAAACAAGAAAACAGAUUGCAGGGUUACAGAAAAGAAACUUAGUGUUCUCAUGUGACUUUGCUUCACUUCCUGAUGCUUCUCAUGGGGAUCAGAGCAGCAGAAACAGCAGAUGCUGGAUUCAAGACUUAGAAACAGAAAAUAUGGAACUUAAAAACAAAGUACAAGAUUUGGAAAACCAAUUAAGAACAACCCAGGUAUCAACAUCUCCAGCAGGCAGUGUGACACCUAAGUCACCCUCCACUGACAUCUUUGAUAUGAUUCCAUUUUCUCCAAUAUCACACCAAUCUUCAAUACCUACACGCAAUGGCACACAGCCACCUCCAGUACCUAGUAGAUCUACCGAGAUUAAACGGGACCUGUUUGGAGCAGAACCUUUUGACCCAUUUAACUGUGGAGCAGGAGAUUUCCCUCCAGAUAUUCAAUCAAAAUUAGAAGAAAUGCAGGAGGGGUUCAAAAUGGGACUAACUCUUGAAGGCACAGUAUUUUGUCUCGACCCAUUAGACAGCAGGUGCUGAUGUCAAGAACAAGAGAUCCUGACUCGUGUUAAAUUUAUUUAAUCUACUUAUGUAUCAUUUAUUAUUACUUUAUGACAGGUAUUAUACAUGUGCCAAUAUAUAUUUUUAAUAUCUUCACUUUCCGAAAAUUAUUUUAGUAAAAUUUCCUCAUGCAUUUACUAUUGAUCUGUAACAUUUUAUUUUAAAAACAACUCACUGUAAAGUAAAGCAUACUUCUAUGUUCUUUUCUGUUUCUGUUGUAGAAGAACUUGUAAUCAAAAGACAAAUUAUCCAAAUAUCUGCCUUGUGUCUGAGUUAAAUAGUAAACAUCUUGAAAUUUGUGUCAUAUUCAAGCUGCUAGUUUAUGUUGAUUUCUCAAAAGCCAUACCUUAAUGAUACCUUUCAAAGUCCUAAAGAGAUAUACCAAUACCAAACUAAAUACUAUAUUCAAAAUAAUAAACAUGUUACUAUUCAUUAAACAGAUAUCAUUUUAUGUCUGAAAUGUUGUUCAUAGAAUUGAGAAAAUGUAAACUUUGCUAUAAUGCCACCACGUCAUUUUUAGCAGGUGAAAUAAAAGUAUAAAUUCCAAUAAUAAUUAAAUGAAAUGUAUUUAGAGUAUUAGUAAAUGCAAGAUAAUAUUGUUAUUGUCAGUUAUACUCUAAAUAUUUUAUAUCAUGAAUAAAUAUUGUGAGGAAAAUUAAAAUUUGCUGUUUACAAAAUGCUUAAAAUUUAAUUUCUAAUGAGAUGUUACAUUAUUAAAUGUAUAAACAUCAUCUAAUCUGAUGUUUCCUAAAAGAACAUUUAGAACAUAUACAAUGUCUGUUACCCAUGUUUACUUUACCAAUUAUAUUUUUUCUCAAAAUAAUUGAGAUGCCCCAUUGAUACUUUAAAAUCUAUGGAUUCUAUUAGUUGUGAAUCAAUAUUAUUUAGCAAAUUAAUUUUUUUGUUGUAAUCAAAGUUAGAAUCUCAUUUUCCACAAAAGUCAAGUUGCUGCUCUAUUUAUCUUUUAACAUAAAAAAAAGUUUAUGCUCAAAAUUUAUAUUUGGUUCAUCUCAUUUAAGAAAAAAUAAAUUAAUGAAAAUAUUUGAGUUUAGACUAGGAGUAGAUCUCAAAAAUAGAUUUUUUUUCUUUUUUUUUUUACUUAUGGGAAUUUUCUUCAAAUGCUAAAGGUACAUUACCAGUAGGAAAAAAGUCAAAUAGCUUAUGUAAUAUUAUAUUUGUAUGUAUUUCCAUAUGUUCUAUGGUAUAUAUAGCCUUGUUUGUUGUCUGUUAUCUGCUAAGUUGUACCUUAAUUAGAGGGUAGCAUAUGUUUCAUAAAAAAGAGUCUUUAUAAUUUUGUUUGUCAUAUAGUAUUUUGGAAUUUGUAUAAUGAGGAUGUUUAGAAGCCAUAUCAAUGGCUUUUUUUAACAGAUAGAAUUUGUAUUUUUAUUGUACUUUAAAAAGCUUUAUGUAAUAGGUAUAUAUUUAGUGGCCAUUUAUUAUCAAUGGUAAUACAAUAGAGUACUGAGAUGAUAUUUGCACAUUUAAAUGUUACUUUACCAAUUUUUAAUGGUAAAUCAAUUCUGCUACUGGCAUGAUUAAAUAAUACAUAAUUGGUCAUUAAUUAUGGACAUUUAUUUCACCAGUGCAUUUUUAUGGAAAUCCAGUUGAAAAUUGUAUUUCUAUGUAAACUCAAUGAUAUGUUUGAUUUUGCUGAGAAUAAAUGAUUUUAAAUAAAAUUAAAUUGUAUAAUUUA